CCGGAAGGGGGUGGCUGCGGGUUCGGCUCCGCCCCGGGGCUGCCUCCCAGCGGGUUCCGUUGGCCGUGGCGGCCGCCGAAGCUAUGGCAGCGGUGGCUGCGAGGCGGGCGUAAGAUGGCUACAGCCGCGGUGGGACCCCUGGGCCUGCUAUGGGGCUGGCUAUGGAGCGAGCGCUUCUGGCUGCCUCAGAACGUGAGCUGGGCGGACCUGGAGGGCCGGGGCGACGACUACCCGCGCGCUCGCCACCUCCUGUCGGUGUACCCGCUGGCGGCGGGCAUCUUCUCCGUGAGGUUUCUCUUCGAACGGUUUAUUGCCAAACCCUGUGCACUUCGACUUGGCAUUGAGGAUAAUAGGUCUGAGGUUGAACCCAAUGCCAUCCUUGAAAAGGUGUUUAUAUCCAUUACUAAGAAUCCUGAUAAAAAAAGGCUGGAGGGUCUGUCAAAGCAACUGGACUGGGAUGUCCGAAAAAUCCAAUGCUGGUUUCGCCAUCGGAGGAAUCAAGACAAGCCCCCAACACUCACUAAAUUCUGCGAAAGCAUGUGGAGAUUGAUUUUUUAUUUAUGUAUCAUCUGCUAUGGAGUUAUAUUUCUGUGGUUGUCACCUUGGUUCUGGGAUACCCGACAGUGCUGGUAUGGCUAUCCAUUUCAGCCCCUCUCCAAAGGUCUUUUUUACUAUUAUAUCGUGGAAUUGGCUUUCUAUUGGUCUCUUAUGUUUUCUCAAUUUAUAGACAUUAAAAGAAAGGAUUUCCUAAUGAUGUUUGUGCAUCAUUUGGCCACUGUUGGGCUUAUCACCUUCUCCUACAUAAACAACAUGGUUCGGGUAGGAACACUGGUCCUGGGUCUACACGAUUUUGCAGACUGCUGGCUGGAAGCUGCCAAGCUGGCCAAUUACGCCAAGUAUCAGCGCCUCUGUGACACCCUUUUCGUGAUCUUCAGUGUAGUUUUUAUGAUUACCCGUCUAGGACUCUUUCCGCUCUGGAUUCUGAACACGACCCUCUUUGAGAGUUGGGAGAUAAUCGGUCCCUAUCCUUCCUGGUGGUUCUUCAAUGGCCUUCUCCUGAUCCUACAAGUUCUGCACAUCAUCUGGUCAUACCUAAUUGCACGAACUGCUCUCAAAGCCUUGAUCCGGGGAAAGGUAUCUAAGGAUGAUCGCAGUGAUGUAGAAAGCAGCUCAGAGGAAGAAGAUGAGGCCAAGAACACAAAAGGCCUCUCUGACAACAACUCUGGCAAUGGUGCCAAUUGUGUAAAUGGCCACCUUGGAGACAGUUACUGGGCUGAAGAGUAAGGGGGCACGGGAACUUGAGCACACAUGGACUUGUAGGGCUGCUGGCAACCUACUCCUUUGGGGCCUCCCAACAACUGCCCUCCUGAGACUAGAGGGACUGCGAGGCACUGAGGAGACCAAAGAAACAAAUUCUCUUUCAAAAAAAAACAAACUGUCAUUUUGUAUUUAAUACCUUCCAAGUCCUUUCAGUAAUGGUAUUUGCUCUUUGUGUGUGUUUGUGUGUACAUUUCUGCAUGUGCAUUUGGGCAUAUGCAUGGGUUUUAUCACCUAGGUUGUGACACAGCUGUGGACUGAGGCCACUAGGUCUCUUUUGAAUCCACUAGCCAAAUUCCAGAUUUGGCUGCAUUUUGAAUUAUGCUAUCUGUAGUCUGUCUCCUCCCUUGUGGCCUAUGGCUUUUGAGACUGAAUUCCUGGACCAUCUGAAUGAAGCAAACAGGUUCACCUCCACCUUUCUACACUGUUCUCUUGGAACAGGAAGGACUUUUUCACACUGUCAUGCUGUUUAAAAACAAAACCUUAGAUGGGUGGCCAGGAUCCUUGUGGUCCCUAGCUAGAUACUCUUCCCACCACCUGAUGGUGACGGGACAACUGCUCAUCCCCUGCUCUUAACUCAAUGGUACACAGGGAGGGGUCACUGUGAGGAUAGGCUGAGGGCCAGAGUACAACAGCCACUGAGUGAGCUGUGAACAGUUUUAUACUAUUGUUUACUCUUCUGUGAUUAAAGUGCUUCAACCCUCCUA
Molecule: messenger RNA, 2024 nt
Organism: Perognathus longimembris pacificus (Pacific pocket mouse)
Lineage: Eukaryota; Metazoa; Chordata; Mammalia; Rodentia; Heteromyidae
Gene: Cers5
Product: ceramide synthase 5
Exons: 10
Coding region: 115-1284 (389 amino acids)
Biological process (GO): ceramide biosynthetic process
Cellular component (GO): membrane
Molecular function (GO): sphingosine N-acyltransferase activity; DNA binding
Source: RefSeq, a predicted model, not a curated record